Molecule: messenger RNA, 1203 nt
Organism: Trichomonas vaginalis G3
Lineage: Eukaryota; Parabasalia; Trichomonadida; Trichomonadidae
Product: negative regulation of mitochondrial outer membrane permeabilization protein
Exons: 1
Coding region: 1-1203 (400 amino acids)
Cellular component (GO): membrane
Source: RefSeq, a predicted model, not a curated record
AUGUCUGUUCCUCCCUGGCAACGCGCAAUUGCUAUUCCAGGUAUGCUUUUUUUCGGAACUUGCACCGUCGUUAUUCAGAAAUUCUUGUUUGAGCAAACUUCAGUUGGUAGAGACUGCUACAAAAAUCCACACAAAUUCAGCAAGCCAUGGUUCCAAACAAACUCAAUGUUUGUCGGUAUGUGCCUUGCCCUUGUAGUUUAUGAAGUUCAAAGAUGUUUCGAAAAAGCUAAAACACAAAAAGAAGAUACACUUGCUUCUCAACUUGACGAAUCACAAACAUCCGAAGCUGAUAGAGGUAAUAAGAAUCACUGGAAAUUCUACUUCUAUGUUGCUGGUCCUGCUUGCUGCGAUUUACUUGCUACUUCACUUAUGAACAUUGGCUUGCUUUACAUUCAAGCUUCUGUAUGGCAAAUGCUUCGUGGUUCCAUGGUUUUCUUCUCCUCAAUUUUCUGCGCUUUCAUCCUCAAACGCCCACACUAUCCAUACAUGUGGUGGUCUGUUCUCUUCAUUAUCAUUGCCCUUGCCAUUGUCGGUUUCGCUGCUGUUGCUUCUACAGGUGUUGGCAAGGCUGGCGUUACAACAGGCCAAGUUGUUAUGGCCAUUGCUUUAACAGUUGGCUCUCAGCUUAUUCAAGCCUCACAGAUUGUCGUCGAAGACUUCCUUCUCCACGAUCUUACAUGCUCUCCAGUCCUUAUUGUCGGUCUUGAAGGUAUGUGGGGCACAAUCAUCACAUGCGCUCUCUUCCUCCCAAUUAUUCAGAACAUGAAGGGCCCAGAAGGCAAUGGUAUCCAUGAAGAUACAUUAGAUACAUUCAUCAUGAUUAAGAACAACACAGUUCUUAUUAUCUUCGUUAUUUUCUACGUUUUAGUCAUUCUCCUUUACAACGUCACCGGUAUGUUUGUUACUAAUAUUACAUCUGCUGUCGUCAGAACAAUCCUUGAAGGCCUUCGUACACUCUGCAUUUGGAUAGUCCAACUUAUCAUUUACUACGCAGCUCCAAGGAGUUACUUCAACAAGCACCCAGAUAUUGGAGAAGCCCUCACUCCAUGGAGUGCUAUGCAGCUUGCAGGCUUCCUCCUUUUGUUCACUGGAAUGCUCACAUACAACAAGAUUCUCCGUAUGCCAUUCUUCAAAUACCCAACCGAUGGGCAGCCGAAAGUUGACGUUAUCAACGACGAGCCACUCAUUGCUAAGGAUAACUAA